Molecule: messenger RNA, 606 nt
Organism: Fusarium coffeatum
Lineage: Eukaryota; Fungi; Ascomycota; Sordariomycetes; Hypocreales; Nectriaceae
Exons: 1
Coding region: 1-606 (201 amino acids)
Source: RefSeq, a predicted model, not a curated record
AUGCUGUUCACAAUUGGACCCAACGUCGACGGAGAUAAUCCACCACGCCUAUUUGUCGCCAUUGAGAAAACGCAGAUGACAUUCUUCUGCGCGCAAGAGUUUGUAAUCUCUGGCCUAUAUCUCUGGGGCGCCAUCGACAUCCUUCAAACCUCACUCGGCAACAAGCGCAAGAUUAUGUGGCAGCUUUUGUUCAUCAACUUGCUCAUCGUAAUCAUGGAUAUCGCGCUUCUGGUUAUUGUGUACCGCGGCUACUACACCAUUGAACAGGGCGUUAAGCUCGUCAUCUACUCUAUCAAACUGAAGCUCGAAUUCGCGGUUCUAGGGAAAUUGGUCGAAGUUUCGCGGAGCCGCGGAGGAUCGAGUGUCUCAGGGACGCAUUGUGCGAAUGACUUCAUUGAGAUGAGCUUGCGAGAAAGAGGUCAGAGACGCCGAGAACUCGAAACAACGAGUGACUGUCUCCCGGAAAUAGCUCAUCUUGAAGAUACUAGCACUUCCGAAUCCCCACGGAGGAUGAUCGAUAAGGAUAAGAGUCAAGAGGCGAGCACGCACCAUCUUAUGACGAGAGCCUUAAACAAAUCUUUAAGGGAUGAGAUUUCUUCUCUUUAA